GCGUCGAGUGUGCGUGCGUGCGUUGCGUGUUUGCGUGUGGUCACAGUUCCCGCCAUCAGCCGCUCUCCCUGACUCGGGGGAGUGAGCUGUUCCUCUUCUUCGUGUUUGGCGGUUCUUCCUUCUUAACCCCCUUCUCCUUCCCUUCCACGCGGACUCCGUGCUUCCAGCAGGCCUGUCGGAGCUCCAGACUCGCAGACACAGCUGAGUUGAUGGCUUCUGGAGAACUGGGAUAGCUGCAGAAUAUGAGUAGUUCCCCAAGAAGAUUGCAUUGCCUUUGGCACCAGCAUCAGAAUAAAGUUAUUUGAUGUACAGUAUAUAGAGGCCUCGAACUGCGGUCCCCAGGCUGUACCCUGCCUACAGAAUCUGUCAGGUGAAGGUAUAUUUUUGCUUUAAAAUUUGGCUAGAAGCAAUUUAUUUUUAAAGAAAAUAUGUCUCCUCUGAAGAUACAUGGUCCUAUCAGAAUUCGAAGUAUGCAGACUGGGAUUACAAAAUGGAAAGAAGGAUCCUUUGAAAUUGUGGAAAAAGAGAAUAAAGUUAGCCUAGUUGUUCACUACAAUACUGGAGGAAUUCCAAGGAUAUUUCAGCUAAGUCAUAACAUUAAAAACGUGGUACUUCGACCCAGUGGAGCAAAGCAAAGCCGUUUAAUGUUAACACUACAAGAUAACAGCUUCUUGUCUAUUGACAAAGUACCAAGUAAGGAUGCAGAGGAAAUGAGAUUGUUUCUAGAUGCAGUCCAUCAAAACAGACUUAAUGCAGCCAUGAAACCUCAGGGGUCUGGUAGUUUUGGAGCUAUUCUGGGAAGCAGGACCUCACAGAAGGAAACCAACAGGCAGCUUUCUUACUCAGACAAUCAGGCCUCUUCAAAAAGAGGAAAUUUGGAAACUAAAGAUGAUACUCCGUUUCGAAAAGUUCUUGGUAAUCCUGGUAGAGGAUCAAUUAAGACUGCAGCAGGAAGUGGAAUAACUGUCUCCCGGACGAUUCCCUCUUUGACAUCCACAUCAACACCUCUUAGAUCAGGGUUAUUAGAAAAUAGAACUGAAAAGAGGAAAAGAAUGCUAUCUGGCUCAGAGUUGAAUGAAGAUUACCCUAAGGAAAAUGAUUCAUCAUCGAAUAACAAGGCUAUGACAGAUCCCUCAAGAAAGUAUUUAACCAGCAGUCGAGAGAAGCAGCUGAGUUUGAAACAAACAGAAGAGAAUAGGACAUCAGGGCUCUUACCCUUGCAGUCAUCAUCCUUUUAUGGUAGCAGAUCUGGAUCCAAGGACUACUCUUCUGGCAGCACUAAUCUUGACAGGACUAAUGUUUCAAGCCAAACUCCCUCUGCCAAAAGAAGUUUGGGAUUUCUUCCUCAGCCAGCUCCUCUUUCUGUUAAAAAACUGAGGUGUAAUCAAGAUUAUACUGGCUGGAACAAACCAAGAGUACCCCUUUCCUCUCACCAACAGCAACUGCAGGGCUUCUCCAAUUUGGGAAAUACCUGCUAUAUGAAUGCUAUUUUACAAUCCCUGUUUUCACUCCAGUCGUUUGCAAAUGACUUGCUGAAGCAAGGUAUCCCGUGGAAGAAAAUUCCACACAAUGCACUUAUCAGACGCUUUGCACACUUGCUUGUUAAAAAAGAUACCUGUAAUUCAGAGACCAAAAAAGAUUUACUCAAGAAGGUUAAAAAUGCCAUUUCUGCUACAGCAGAGAGAUUUUCUGGUUAUAUGCAGAAUGAUGCUCAUGAAUUUCUAAGUCAGUGCUUAGACCAGCUGAAAGAAGAUAUGGAAAAAUUAAAUAAAACUUGGAAGAUUGAACCUGUUCCUGGAGAAGAAAAUUUACUAGAUAUUUCAGCCACUAGAGUAUACACUUGCCCUGUUAUCACUAAUAUGGAGUUUGAGGUUCAGCACUCCAUAAUCUGUAAAGCAUGUGGAGAGAUUAUUCCCAAAAGAGAACAGUUUAAUGACCUCUCUAUUGACCUUCCUCGAAGGAAAAAGCCACUCCCUCCACGGUCAAUUCAAGAUUCUCUUGAUCUUUUCUUUAGGACAGAAGAACUUGAGUAUUCCUGUGAGAAGUGUAAUGGGAAGUGUGCUCUUGUCAGGCACAAAUUUAACAGGUUGCCCAGAAUCCUCAUUCUUCAUUUGAAGAGAUACAGCUUCAAUAUCACUCUCUCACUUAACAACAAGAUUGGGCAGCAAGUUAUCAUUCCAAGAUACCUGACUCUGUCAUCACAUUGCACUGAAAAUACAAAACCACCUUUCCCCCUCGGUUGGAGUGCACAUACAGCAAUUUCUAGACCAUUGAAAGCCUCUCAAAUGGUGAAUUCCUGCAUCACCAGCCCUUCUACACCUUCAAAGUAUUUCCCCUUUAAAUCCAAGAGCUUAUUGGCUUUAUGCCUUGAUUCAGACAGUGAGGAUGAGCUAAAACGUUCUGUGGCCCUUAGCCAGAAAUUUUGUGAAAUGUCAGGCUCUGAACAGCAGCAGGAAGACCUGGAAAAGGAUUCAAAAUCUUGCAGAAUAGAGCCUGAUAAGUCUGAAUUGGAAAACUCAGGAUUUGAUGGAAUGAGCGAAGAAGAACUUCUAGCAGCUGUUUUAGAGAUAAGUAAGAGAGAAGCUUCACCGUCUCUGAGUCAUGUAGAUGAUGAUAAACCAACCAGCAGCCCAGAUACUGGAUUUGCAGAGGAUGAUAUUCAAGAAAUGCCUGAAAAUCCAGACCCUAUGGAAACUGAGAAACCCAAAACAAUCACAGAGCCAGAUCCAGCCAGUUUUACUGAGAUAACUAAAGACUGUGAUGAGAAUAAAGAAAACAAAACCCCAGAAGGAUCUCAAGGAGAGGUGGAUUGGCUUCAGCAGUAUGAUAUGGACCGUGAAAGGGAAGAGCAAGAGCUUCAGCAGGCCUUGGCGCAGAGCCUCCAGGAGCAAGAGGCUUGGGAACAGAAAGAAGAUGAUGACAUCAAAAGAGCUACAGAGUUAAGUCUUCAAGAGUUUAACAACUCCUUUCUGGAUUCAUUGGGUUCUGAUGAGGACUCUGGAAAUGAGGAUGUUUUAGAUAUGGAGUACACGGAAGCUGAGGCUGAAGAACUGAAGAGAAAUGCUGAGACAGGAAAUCUUCCUCAUUCCUAUCGGCUCAUCAGUGUUGUCAGUCACAUUGGGAGCACUUCUUCUUCAGGUCAUUACAUUAGUGAUGUGUAUGACAUUAAGAAGCAGGCAUGGUUUACUUAUAAUGACCUAGAGGUAUCUAAAAUCCAAGAGGCUUCCGUGCAGAGUGAUCGGGAUCGGAGUGGUUACAUCUUCUUUUAUAUGCACAAGGAGAUCUUUGAUGAGCUGCUGGAAACAGAAAAAAACUCUCAGGCACUUAGCAUGGAAGUGGGGAAGACCACUCGUCAGGCCUCAUGAGGAGCAAACGCCUGGGUUGGCAGUGUGCACUGCAUAUUCUCCCUUACUGCCACCCACCUCGCCUUUCCUCUGCCUGAGGAGAACUCAGAACUCUGCUUGAUGCGGGAGCAACAAACAGCUCAGGGCCAAACCAAAAGACAAAAAUUGCAAUUGUAUGGAAUGCUCCAUGCUAAUUGUUUUAUGGAAACUUUGGUGUCACCUCUAUGGCUGAUUAUCCCCUAUUUCUCCUACAAGAGUAGCACUUCCUUUUGUCUUAGAAAUAUAUGUUGUAAAUAUAUAUAUGUGUAUAUAUAUGUACAUACACACAUAUAUGAGGAAUGAAUGGAGCCUUAAAGAGUUACGAUGAGCCACCAGAGUAUGCCUGCUCAAAAUUAUUAGCACAGCAGUUUGGAAAAGAAAUGAAGUUGUCAAAGAGUCCAUUCACCUAAGAAAUGUGUGAAGAUAUACAUAUCAGUUAGCAUUUAGCUUUUAUGUUCCUUGAGUAGUUUCACUCAAGUCUGUAAUCUUUCAUGUGUGUUUCUUAUUAGUAAAGUUCACUGGAAAAUCAGCUCUCCAUGUUACACUAAUGACAGUUUGUCCCCCUUGCAGAAGAGGGGCAUUUCUGCCACCUGACCUG
Molecule: messenger RNA, 3981 nt
Organism: Pteronotus mesoamericanus
Lineage: Eukaryota; Metazoa; Chordata; Mammalia; Chiroptera; Mormoopidae
Gene: USP37
Product: ubiquitin specific peptidase 37
Exons: 26
Coding region: 429-3365 (978 amino acids)
Biological process (GO): protein deubiquitination
Molecular function (GO): cysteine-type deubiquitinase activity
Source: RefSeq, a predicted model, not a curated record